This is a messenger RNA of Bipolaris maydis ATCC 48331, 390 nucleotides long. Lineage: Eukaryota; Fungi; Ascomycota; Dothideomycetes; Pleosporales; Pleosporaceae. The record is from RefSeq and is a predicted model, not a curated record.
AUGCCCGACAUGUACUCCUCGCAUUGUUACCACGUCACCUCGACUGCGCCUCUCUUCAAUAUUUGCACAGUUGAACGCUGGUCCACCGCUGCUUCAUGUAAUGCCUGUCUGUUCCUAGCGACACCAAACCUAAUCUGUCGAGUCAGACUGUAUGGCAAAUUUACUGAACAUAUUGAUGAAAAAUCUGCCACUUUUGGAGCGAAUCCUUUUUCAUAACUUGGCCCUACCAUAUAUAAGUGCAAAAUUAAAAUUAAAAAUCUGUAGAGCAGUGAGUCUAUCGCUCAAUUGCUAAAAUAAGAAGAGAAGAAUCGAAAGGACGUGGUUAAACUGUCAGGCUUGAACCACGUGCCUUGCCAAAAACGUGCAGACGUGCAAAACCAUGUCAUGCCC